UAUAAAGACGUCUAUGGAAAUAACGCCAUUCCUUUUCUUCCUUCUAUUGCUAAUAAAUGGUUUGCUGUAAUUCAAAUUGUCCAUAUCGAUUGUAGCAAAAAAACAUUGAAAUUACAGUUAAAUUUGUAAUUCGAACGAAAUGAAACAAGUGUGUAAAGAUGUGGUGUUAAAAAAAUGAAUGUAAAUUGAAGUUGUAAUUUGUUGCCAAACUUAAUUUUUAAGUAAAUAAUUUAUUUAAAUAAUAUAAAUUAAGAAAUAUAUUUUGUCCAAGUUCGUGUAGUAUUUAUUAAAAAUGUUUAUUGAUAAUCUAAUGCGCGUUUUAAGUUUAAACAUUUCGGGCAAAAGUGCUAAAGUGUUCAAGACAGUUUCAGUGAUUCAUAAUAGUAAUAGAUUUCAAUAUCAAAUUCCAAGGAGAUUUACAAGUUUUUCUUAUGGAAGAGAGAAACGCAAAGAGCGUUACUUAUACUUGCCAUUUUUCAUCCCGAUUUGUGCCGUAAUAAGCUUCAUUUAUUGGACAAAUUUGAGAAAAAAAUAUUUAUCUACUGUGAAUGCAGCAGAAAUUAUGUCCGAAGAAGAGCAUGAUGAUGAUGAGAAAAAUGAUAGCUUGAGCCCUAUGCAAGAAGAUCAAAGCAAAAAGACAAAAGAAAAAGUCGGUUUUCGAGUUCAAAGGAUAAUAGGAUAUGAAAAUCGCAUAAGGAAUUAUUCUACACCUGACAAAGUAUUUCGAUAUUUUGCUACACUCCAAGUGAUCAACAAUGACAUCCAUGAAAUCUUCAUGACACCCGAUGACUUCUUGAGAUCCAUAACGCCUGGUGUUAGACAACCAGAUGGACUUGGAUUAGACAAGUAUAAAAGAUACGAUCCAAAGAAUGUUCAUACGAAAUUAGAAUUGGCUUUGGACGAAGACAGUAUUUUUUAUAAACUUGGGAGUGCUGGCUUAAUCACUUUCUCUGAUUAUAUAUUUCUUCUUACCGUAUUAUCUACUUCUAGAAGACAUUUUGAAAUUGCCUUCAGAAUGUUCGAUUUUAAUGGUGAUGGCGAUGUGGACUCUGACGAAUUUGGUAAAGUUGCUACCUUGAUACGACAGCAAACUAGUAUUGGAAGUCGACAUCGCGAUCAUGUUACUACUGGUAAUAUGUUCAAGGGUGUUAAUUCCGCAUUAACUACAUACUUCUUCGGGCCAAACAUGAAAGGAAAGCUGACUAUUGAGAAAUUCUUGGAGUUUCAGCAGCAAUUGCAAAAAGAAAUACUCAGCCUGGAGUUCGAGAGAAGAAAUCCCGAUGAGAAUGGUAAAAUAACAGAAGUAGAUUUCACAGAAUUAUUGUUAGCAUACGCUGGAUACCCUGCCAAGAAAAAAGAAAGAAUUUUAAAGACCAUAAAGAAACGUUUCAAAGAGAGUCCAAAGGGAAUAACCAAGGAUGAUUAUUUGAAGUUUUUCCACUUUUUAAACAAUAUUAACGACGUGGACACUGCACUGACAUUCUAUCAUAUCGCGGGAGCGUCGAUUGAUCAAGCUACGCUAAAACACGUGGCAAAAACUGUGGCGCACGUUGAUUUGGCUGAUCACGUUAUACAAGUUGUUUACACAAUUUUUGACGAAAACAUGGAUGGACAGUUAAGUAACAAAGAAUUUGUUGCUGUAAUGAAGAACAGAGUUUUAAGAGGACUAGAGAAACCAAAGGAUACUGGUUUUGUAAAACUGAUAGAAUCAAUGGCAAAGUGCAUAAAAAGCAGUUAUAGCGUGUCUUUUGAUAAUUAAAAUAAACGAAAUUCAAAUUAAUAGCAGCCUUUGCCUCUAUAACGUGUUUGAAUAACCAAACAGAAUUAAUUUUCCAAUUAUCUAAUUUGAAAUACCUGUGUAUGAUUAUGCUAUGAGUAAAGAUACAUGCAACAACAAACACGAUUCUUCUUAAUACAAUCCUAAAUAAACACACACACACACACACACACAAUAUAUAAAUAUUAUGUGUAUAUAUUGUGAUGUUGCGAAGCUCUAUAGCAAAACGUCGAAUUUGUAAUUAAUUAUAUUAUGACUAGGCAGUUUUCUCACUUUUCGAUUAGCAUUGUCCGUUUUUCUAAAACUUGAUUUUUAAUACACUCAUUUAAUAAGUUUUUUUUCAUAUAGCAUUUCAUUAAUCCUGAUAACUUGUAUUGUUUUCUUGCCGUUAAACGUAUUUUUAUCAUUUCUCAAAAGCGAAAUUGCAAAGUCGGGUUUUUUUUGUGAUUUAUUUGGUAAUUCUCCUUUUCGUCCUCGACUUUUUCGUGUAUUUGACGUAAUUGUUUUACUUUUUUGGAGUUUUUUAUGGGGAUUCUGACUCUACCAAACGAAGGCUCAGAUAUCACUGAAAACACCGAAGACCUUAGAUUAUCGACGUUUCUUAUUUGCCUUCAGAAAAAUAACCCCUUUGCAGUUGGUUUCCCUUCAGUUUCGCAAGCUAUAUGUUUAUCGUAAUAAUGGAGAGCAUGACGACACUAUUUACGUAUUUAUAUUUUUGUGAGAAAC
Hylaeus anthracinus is the source of this 2503-nucleotide messenger RNA. It is a transcript of the gene MICU1, whose product is annotated as calcium uptake protein 1 homolog, mitochondrial. Lineage: Eukaryota; Metazoa; Arthropoda; Insecta; Hymenoptera; Colletidae. Bases 293 to 1759 code for a protein of 488 amino acids. Gene Ontology annotation, cellular component: uniplex complex. The transcript is spliced from 11 exons. Gene Ontology annotation, biological process: calcium import into the mitochondrion; mitochondrial calcium ion homeostasis. The record is from RefSeq and is a predicted model, not a curated record. Gene Ontology annotation, molecular function: calcium ion binding.